This is a messenger RNA of Oncorhynchus masou masou (cherry salmon), 10706 nucleotides long. RefSeq names its product myosin-10-like. Gene Ontology annotation, molecular function: actin filament binding; microfilament motor activity; ATP binding. The transcript has 43 exons. NCBI's taxonomy places the organism in Eukaryota, Metazoa, Chordata, Actinopteri, Salmoniformes, Salmonidae. The record is from RefSeq and is a predicted model, not a curated record. Gene Ontology annotation, biological process: mitotic cytokinesis; actomyosin structure organization; regulation of cell shape. Gene Ontology annotation, cellular component: cytoplasm; myosin II complex; myosin filament. Bases 199 to 6435 code for a protein of 2078 amino acids.
CCUUCUGUCUGUCUGUUUUAUGAUCAGUAGAAUGUGUGUGUGCGGCUUCGACUGAGAGAGCGGUGUAAUGAUAAAAGCCGCAUUUGCGGUACCCUCCUCUCACCUCAUAUAAGUCAGGAAAAAACGGAGAAACCGUCUUAUUUCGUUCCUCCUCGAGCCCUAGACUUAUCCACGUCUCGGAGAACAUUGUGAAGCACCAUGUCCAGGCCGUCAGGGGGCGGUGUUUCCAAUGAUGUCACCCGCUUCCUGUCCACGGGGGUGGUGCCAGGCUCGCCCACUUCCUCUACCCCCACUGGCCACGUAUUCUCCGCCUCCAGCCAGGCUGAUUGGGCGGCAAAGAGGCUCGUCUGGGUUCCGUCCGAGAAGCACGGCUUUGAGUCUGCCAGUAUCCGUGAGGAGCGAGGGGAUGAGGUGGAGGUGGAGCUAACAGACAGCCAGAGGAAGUUGACCCUGUCCAGGGAGGAGGUCCAGAGGAUGAAUCCUCCCAGGUUCAGUAAGGUGGAGGACAUGGCUGACCUCACCUGUCUCAACGAAGCCUCCGUUCUACACAACCUCAGAGAGAGAUACUACUCUGGCUUGAUAUACACAUACUCGGGCCUGUUCUGUGUGGUGAUCAACCCCUAUAAGAACCUGCCCAUCUACACAGAGUCUAUAGUGGAGAUGUAUCGAGGGAAGAAACGCCAUGAGAUGCCCCCUCACAUCUACGCUAUAUCAGAGGCUGCCUACCGCAGCAUGCUACAAGACAGAGAAGAUCAAUCUAUCCUCUGCACCGGCGAGUCUGGCGCAGGGAAGACAGAGAACACUAAGAAAGUCAUCCAGUAUCUGGCUCAUGUGGCCUCAUCCCAUAAGACUGGAACUCUGGGUAGAAACAAGGAGGCCUCACAGAUGGAUGGCAGUAGGUCGUUGCCCCGGGGCAGUUCCAUGGUGAACAGGGGGGAGCUAGAGAGACAGCUGCUACAGGCCAACCCAAUCCUGGAGGCCUUCGGAAAUGCCAAGACUGUCAAGAACGACAACUCCUCCAGAUUUGGCAAAUUCAUCCGUAUUAACUUUGACGUGGCUGGAUAUAUUGUCGGUGCCAACAUUGAGACCUACCUGCUGGAGAAGUCGAGGGCGAUCCGCCAGGCCAAAGAUGAAAGGACCUUCCACAUCUUCUACCAACUCAUGUGUGGAGCUUCAGAGACCACCAGAGCAGACCUUCUCCUUGGUAGUGCUGACCAGUACAGGUUUCUGAGUGGAGGUGCUAUACCUGUUCCAGGCCAAAGUGAUGCUGACAACUUCACCCAGACCAUGGACUCUAUGACCAUCAUGGGAUUCACACCAGAGGAGUCUCUGUCCAUGUUGAAGGUGAUCUCUGCGGUGCUCCAGUUUGGGAACAUCUCGUUCACUAAGGAGAAGAACCAGGACCAGUGCUCCAUGCCAGACGACACGGCUGCCCAGAAACUGAGCCACCUGCUGGGCAUCAGCGUGCUGGAGUUCUCCCGGGCCAUCCUCACCCCCAGGAUCAAAGUAGGACGCGAGUACGUUCAGAAGGCCCAGACCAAAGAACAGGCUGACUUUGCUGUGGAGGCGUUGGCCAAAGCUACAUAUGAGCGCCUGUUCCGUUGGCUGGUCCACAGGAUCAACCGGGCGCUGGACCGCAGACAGAGACAGGGAGCCUCUUUCAUAGGCAUACUGGACAUAGCAGGCUUUGAGAUCUUCCAGUUGAACUCAUUUGAGCAGCUAUGUAUCAACUACACCAACGAGAAGCUGCAGCAGCUGUUCAACCACACCAUGUUCAUCCUGGAGCAGGAGGAGUACCAGAGGGAGGGCAUCGAGUGGAGCUUCAUCGACUUCGGCCUGGACCUGCAGCCCUGCAUCGACCUCAUCGAGAGACCGGCCCAGCCCCCUGGUGUGCUGGCCCUAUUGGAUGAGGAGUGUUGGUUUCCGCGGGCGACAGAUCGUUCAUUUGUGGAUAAGCUGUCUGCUGAGCAGGGGACACACCCUAAAUUCUUCAAACCUCGACAAAUACGACAAGAGGCCGACUUCGCCAUCAUCCACUAUGCUGGGAAGGUGGACUAUAAGGCAGAUGAUUGGCUGGUGAAGAACAUGGAUCCUCUGAAUGACAACAUAGCGUCUCUCCUCCACCAGUCCUCUGAUCACUUCAUCUCUGAGCUCUGGAGAGAGGAUAUUCAGACUCUUCCUCGAGUAUAUUUCUUUGACUCCUAUGCCACACUGCAGACCAAUGGCUCUGACAUGGAGAGGCCCGUAGGUCUGGACCAGGUGUCCAACGACACCAACAGUGGGCCGGUCAACUUCGGUGCGGGGCUGAAGACUAAGAAGGGGAUGUUCAGGACCGUGGGUCAGCUCUACAAGGAGUCCCUCACCAAGCUGAUGGCAACACUACGCAACACCAACCCGAACUUCCUCCGCUGUAUCAUCCCCAACCACGAGAAGAAGUCUGGUAAGCUGACUCCCCAUCUUGUUCUGGACCAGCUGAGGUGUAACGGAGUCUUAGAGGGGAUCCGCAUCUGCAGACAGGGCUUCCCCAACCGCAUCCCCUUCCAGGAGUUCAGACAGAGGUAUGAGAUCCUGACUCCUAAUGCUAUCCCUCGUACCUUCAUGGACGGGAAGCAGGCCUGUGAACUCAUGAUCAGUGCGUUGGAGCUGGACCGUAACCUGUUCAGAGUUGGGCAGAGCAAAGUGUUCUUCAGGGCUGGAGUCUUAGGUCACCUGGAGGAGGAGCGAGACCUGAAGAUCACUGACACCAUCAUACGCUUCCAGAGCGCUGCCCGAGGAUUCCUCGCACGCAGGGCCUUCCUGAAGAAGCAGCAGCAGCUGAGUGCUAUGAGAGUGAUGCAGAGGAACUGUGCUGCCUACCUCAAACUCAGGAACUGGCAAUGGUGGAGGCUGUUCACCAAGGUGAAGCCUCUGCUGCAGGUGACUCGUCAGGACGAAGAGAUCCAGGUGCGGGAGUCGGAGCUUAAGAAUGCCAAAGACAACCUGACCAGAGUGGAACAGGACUACACUGAUCUGGACAAGAAGCACAUACAGCUGAUGGAGGAGAAGGCGGUGCUGACAGACCAGCUGCAGGCGGAGGCGGAGCUGUUUGCUGAGGCGGAGGAGAUGAGGGCCAGACUGGUCAGCAGGAAGCAGGAGUUGGAGGAAAUCCUGGGGGAGCUGGAGGGACGAUUGGAGGAGGAGGAGGAGAGGGGCGUUCAGAUGACCAAUGAGAAGAAGAAGAUGCAGCAGCACGUGACGGAUCUGGAGGAGCAGUUGGAGGAGGAGGAGUCGGCCAGACAGCGCCUCCAGUUGGAGAAGGUUACCCUAGAGACCAAGGUCAAGAGUCUGGAGACAGAGAUGCUGAGCACUGGAGAACAGAGAGACCGCCUCAGCAAGGAGAAGAAGCACCUGGAGGAGAGGUUGAAUGAGGUGACAGACUCACUGACCGAGGAAGAGGAGAAGACCAAGAGUCUCAACAAACUGAAAAACAAACAGGAAGCAGUCAUUGCUGACCUGGAAGAUCGGUUGAAGCGUGAGGAGCAGGGUCGUCUGGAGCAGGAGAAGUGGAGGAGGAGGAUGGAGGGAGAAGCCGUGGAAGCCCAGGAGCAGCUCUCUGACCUGGGACUACUGUCCGCUGAACUCAGGGGCACCCUGGCUCAGAGAGAGAAAGAUAUCACAACCCUACAGGGGAGAUUGGAGGAGGAGGGUGCACGAAGGACUGAGGCUCAGAGGGCUCUGAGAGAGGCCAUGUCUCAGGUGUCAGAGCUGAAGGAGGAAGUGGAGAAUGAACGAGGGAUGAGAGAGAGGGCAGAGAAACAGAGGAGAGACCUGGGGGAGGAGCUGGAGGCCUUGAGGACAGAGCUGGAAGACACACUGGACACCACGGCGGCCCAGCAGGAACUCAGGUCUCGUAGAGAGGCAGAGCUGGGGGAACUCCAGAGGUGUGUUGAGGGGGAGACGAGACGUCACGAGGCCCAGCUCUCAGAGCUCAGAGUCAAGCACUGCUCUGCCAUAGACAACCUGCAGGAACAACUGGACAACAGCAAGCGGGCCCGUCAGUCCCUAGAGAAGGCCAAGACUCUAUUAGAGGAUGAGAGGGUGAGCUUGGCCUCAGAGCUGAAGUCCCUGCAGGGGGGCCGCAUGGAGAGUGAGAGGGGCCGCAAGAGGGCAGAGGGCCAACUCCAGGAGCUGACCGCACGCCUUGCACAGGCCGACAGAGAGAGAGAGGAGAGAGAGGAGCGACUGCACAAGCUACAGUCUGAGAUGGAGACCCUCUCUAGUUCUCUCUCCUCCUCUGACUCCAAAUCGCUCCGUCUCAACAAGGAGGUCAGCAGCCUGGAGAGCCAGCUCCACGACGCUCAGGAGCUACUUCAGGAUGAGACUCGUCAGAAGCUGGCUCUGGGCUCCAGGGUGAGAGCUCUGGAGGAGGAGAGGAAUGGACUGAUGGAGAGAGUGGAGGAGGAAGAGGAGAGAGCCAAGGAUCUCUCCAGACAGAUACAGACUCACACUCAGCAGCUGGCUGAGUUGCGGAGGCAGUCGGAGGAGGUGAAUGGGGCGGUGGAGGCAGGAGAGGAGACCCGUAGGAAACUGCAGAGAGACCUAGACCAGGCCGUCCAGAGAGAACGACAGAAGGAGGAGGAGAAAGAACGCGUGGAGCGACAGAGGGAGAGGCUGAGGGAGGAGAUAGAGGACAUGACCCUGGCCCUGCAGAGAGAGAGACAGAACUGCACCACCCUGGAGAAGAGGCAGAAGAAGUUUGACCAGUGCCUGUCAGAGGAGAAGGCGGUGAGUGCCCGGCUGGCUGAGGAGAGAGACAGGGCCGAGGCAGACAGUAGAGAGAAGGAGACACGCUCCCUGGCACUGGCACGAGCCCUGCAGGAGGCCCAAGAUCAGAGGGACGAGCUGGAGAGAUCUAACAAGCAGCUCCGCAUAGACAUGGAACAACUAGUCAAUCAACAGGAUGACGUGGGGAAGAAUGUGCAUGAGUUGGAGCGUUCCCGCCGGGCCCUGGAGACAGAGGCAGAGUCCCUGCGCACUCAGACCCAGGAGCUGGAGGAGGAGCUGGGGGAGGCGGAGAACUCCAGGCUGAGGCUCGAGGUCACCCUCCAAGCCCUCAGGGCCCAGUUUGAGAGAGAGAUCAGCACCAAGGAGGAGAAAGGAGAGGAGAAGAGGAGGUCUCUCAACAAACAGGUGAGGGAGUUGGAGACCCAGCUAGAGGAGGAGAGAAGUCAACGCUCUCAGGCCAUGUCCGUCAAGAAGCAGCUGGAGGGGGAGCUACAGGAGGCUGAGGCCCAGGUGGAGACAGCCAAUCGCGGCAGGGAGGAGGGGCUUAGGCAGCUACGGAGACUGCAGGUUCAGAUGAAGGAGGUGCUUCGUGAGCUGGAUGAGUCCAAGCUGGCCCGUGACGAGGUGGUCGUCCAAUCAAAAGACACAGAGAAGCGCUUGCAGACCUUGGAGGCGGAGUUACUGCAGCUUACAGAGGAUUUAUCAGUGUCUGAGAAGAUGAGGAGACAGGCCCAGCAGGAGAGAGAUGAGAUGGCUGAUGAGAUCGUCAACAGCUCUACCGGGAAGUCGGCUCUGUGUGAUGAGAAGCGGAGGUUGGAGGCGCGAGUCACUCAGCUGGAGGAGGAGUUGGAGGAGGAGCAAAGCAAUGCUGAACUAGUGGCCGAGAGACACAGGAAGACUACACUUCAGGUGGAGACUCUGACGGUGCAGCUGCAGGGAGAGAGGACCCUGGGCCAGAAGGCUGAGGGGGCCAGGGAGGCUCUGGAGAGGCAUAACAAGGAGCUGAAGCUGAAGCUGGGAGAGAUGGAGGGAGCUGUCAGGGGAAAACACAGGCUCAGUGUCGCCGCCCUGGAGGCCAAGAUGGACGGCAUGGAGGAGCAGCUGGAGCAGGAGAGACAAGAGCGAGCGACAGCCAACAAGCUGGUGAGGAAGACAGAGAAAAAACUGAAGGAGGUGAUGAUGCAGGCAGAGGACGAGAGGAGACACGCAGACCAGUACAGAGAACAGUUGGAUAAGUCUAUGGGCCGGCUGAGGCAGCUGAAGAGGCAGCUCGAGGAGGUGGAGGAGGAUAACUCUCGUUCCAACGCCCAGAGACGUAAACUGCAGAGAGAGAUGGAGGAGCUGACUGACAGCUCCCAGAGCAUGACUCGCGAGAUCACCGCUCUACGCAGCCACCUCAGUCUGCCUCACACUCCACUCCAUCCACUCAGCAUCACCACAUCUGAACGGAAACCAGAGAAGCGUGCUCCGAUGCCCCUUGGGAUGCGCUCAGGUCGCAGGGCGUUGGUGGAUGAUCUGUCGUGUGAGAACUCUGACUCGGAGGAGCCCCCCCCCUCCCCGACUCCUUCUUCUGGAACUGGCCCCGGAACUGGCCCAGGCACCCCCACACCCCCCUCUGAAAACAACAGUCUGGGACCCCCCCCACCAUACAGCCUCAACGACACUGAGUAACACACACACAAACACACACGCAUACAUACAGAUACAUACUCACACAGACGCAUAGGCCUGCAUACAUGUAUAUGUACAUACAAAUACACCCUCACAUAGACUGACUUACUGAUCCUGCACUUCUUUAAACUAUUUCCUCUGCAGUCCAAACUAGAACAAGGAGCAUAAACACACUCACACACACUCUCUUUCUCUCUCUCUCUCUCUCUCUCUCUCUCUCUCUCUCUCUCUCUCUCUCUCUCUCUCUCUCUCUCACACACACACACACACACACACACUCUCUCUCUCUCUCUCUCUCUCUCUCUCUCUCUCACACACACACACACACACACACACACACACAAUUUAAGGGUGGAAGAGGAUUUGUUGAUGAUUCGUGAGCAAGAAUAUGGACUUUAAUCUCACUGGGGGAGGCAUCUGAGGGAAAGUGAAUUAUAUCAGCAUAGCCAUGUUCUUUUGUUAUGAUACUGUAUUAUGCUUCAAAUGGCAGAAGUAAGAUGGCUACUAGCCACUAUCAAUGUAAGGCCAUGUUUAACCCUUUGAGGAACUCUGACAAUAUUCCACCUGUGUUUAGCGUUCUAGUUGAGGACAUCGCAAAGGGCUGCUAAAUGUUCUAGAAUGCUGUAGAAUCCUGGAAUAAAACACUCCGAAUAAUGUUCCACUCCUCAAAGGGUUAAUGACAAUCUGCAUGUUUGAGAAGACAUUUUGCAAGAUUAGAGAAACACACACAUGCACACACACACACAUGCGCACACACACGCACACACACAUGCACACACACACACACACACACACACACACACACACACACACACACACACACAGGGGACUGAUUCAUGUUUCUAUGUAUGUAGUCCCUCUGUCAGUGUGUGUCCUGGAAAAGGUAAUCGCUCAUUGACUGCUAGUGUGAAAGACAGCUGAUAUGCUCUUCUGUCUUUUAACAAGCCUGGGAGAAGCUCCCAUGAGUUGUUCAUCUUUCUCUCUCUCACUUGAAUUUCAAUUUAAGGCCAAGUUGUUAUUUUAAAAUGUAUUUUAGAAAACAAACACAUAAUGUCUGUGAAGUAUUUUAGGAUAUAUUACUCAUUUGUUUGUAGUUUGAAUUAGGUCAUAUAUGGGGGAAAUAUCAAUCAGGGAAGAGAGUUAAUAAGUGAGAGAGAAAAAAUGAAAAAUGAUAAUCAACCUUGCUGUUGUAUGCACAAUGAAGAAUGAAGCCAGCGCCAAGUUUCUAUAGAAAAAGACUGAUGCUAUUUCACUCCAUCAUCACACAUACUGGUGGAACUGGCGAGGGCAUAAACACCGGCAUCAUCGUAGACCUUAUCAAUCCAUCUUAUGAUUGUCAUGAGAUGAUGAAAUGUUGCUAUCUUUUGUCAUGAGAAGCGAUGACAACCAAACAUGUUGUUGCAGUUGCAUCAAACACUAUUGCAAAACAAACCAUGCAGUCUGUCUUCGGUCCUGUGCUCUGAUCUGGGUUAUCUAGACAUUCAUUGACCUUUUUGGAUUGAGACAGAUAGGUAGUUACUGUAGUUAGGCCAAUGGAUUGCAUAGGUAGGUAUACAUUAGGUAGAUAGAUACAGUAGGUAGAUAGAUACAGUAAGUAGAUAUACAGUAGGUAGAUAGUUUCUUUAAGUCUUUAACAUAUCUCUUCUUAUAAAUACAGGCAGUUGAAUCUAUGUCAUUUAUAUCAGUCUGAAUAUGAGCAAAAUCCUCCAUUAUUUAUUGCCGCUGUGUCUGACUUGUGUUGUUGAAUAAUUCCUGGAUGGGGUAUUGGUUGUUCUAUUUGACAGUGUAUCAGGAUGUUAGGGAAGUUUGUAGGUCUUGGUUAGUAGGGAAUGCACUGGAAAUAUAUUGGACAGAGAGAUGACAGACAUUUAAGACAGUAACCAACACUACAUCAGAACUCACCUGUGGAGCAGGACACUGGAAUCUCUUACACAGAACAGGAACAUGUGAAAAUUGAGGACGUAAUGUUGGCGUUUUGAGACUGCUAGUCAUUCUCAACAUCAUAAGCAUCCAUAUCUUUUGUGUUUAUCAAACAGACAUAUUGUACAUUGUAAUAUUGUUUUUUAAAAUUCAUUCAUUAUGUAAUAUAUUUAUGGAACAAAGCUUUUGUGUUUAACCAAAUGGUGGGCGUAUGGAUGAGGAAAGGGACUUAUUGUAUACGUAGGAGAAUAGAAUAGAUCCAAGUAGAGUAGUAGGGCGGAGACGAGUGUUGGGGGAAUAUCCACUGUAAUCCAUAGAACUACCCUCUGGAAUAACAGACCAAAGUGGAGGACUUUUUCCAGCAACUUCCGUUGAGUUCAUUGUCUUCAGAUCUGUCCUACGAAGCACCAAGAAAACCCUGUUUCUACCCGGAAUUUCUGUAUAGAUUUACAUUUACAUUUAAGUCAUUUAGCAGACGCUCUUAUCCAGAGCGACUUACAAAUUGGUGAAUUCACCUUCUGACAUCCAGUGGAACAGCCACUUUACAAUAGUGCAUCUAAAUCAUUUAAGGGGGGUGGUGAGAAGGAUUACUUAUCCUAUCCUAGAUCAUUCUAGAACAGUAACGCUCUAGGCUUCCCUCCCCUUAUAUCAUAAUAGUGUUUUUGCGGAAGUCAUAAGGGGUCAAAUCUUCCAAAAUGUUGUCUUUUCAUUAAGUGACAGACAGGGAGAUUUCUAGCCAGUUAGAAGAUAUGGUUUUAGAGUAUACAUGCCCCGCCCCCCUUCAAUCUCCAACAACAUUCACCAUUCAUUCAAGUUUAACAAGUGCAACACCUUUUUGUUAGUGUAUAUUGUUUAUAUUUGAACUCCUCUCAGCCCCAGAACCUCUCUGCCUGACAUGGCAGAAGUCUGUACAGAGAAUAAAUAUCCUGUCCAUAUACUGUUCUUACAGACACACGACACCUUGACAUAGGGACGUUUCGCUGCUCAGUCUAGUUAAACACUACGUAUUUGCAUGGCGGUGCAUUCCAUUGAUUAUAGCAUUGGCCGCAUAGUCUCACGGUUGUCUGCUCUUGUACAAGGAAGAGUAUUUAUCUCCCUCCACAUAAGACUAGGACAUUCCCCUUGAAACGCAUGCAGGGUUGAACUAAAAGGUUGUUUAAAGAGCAACGUUACAGUUCCCCAUCAUUAUCUCAUGUCAAGCUUGACGCAGUGGAGAGCAAAGUUACAGUUCCCCAUCAUUAUCUCAUGUCAACUUGACACAGUGGAGAGCAAAGUUACAGUUCCCCAUCAUUAUCUCAUGUCAACUUGACACAGUGGAGAGCAAAGUUACAGUUCCCCAUCAUUAUCUCAUGUCAACUUGACACAGUGGAGAGCAAAGUUACAGUUCCCCAUCAUUAUCUCAUGUCAACUUGACACAGUGGAGAGCAAAGUUACAGUUCCCCAUCAUUAUCUCAUGUCUAGCUCGACGCAGUGGAGAGCAAAGUUACAGUUCCCCAUCAUUAUCUCAUGUCAAGCUUGACGCAGUGGAGAGCAAAGUUACAGUUCCCCAUCAUUAUCUCAUGUCAAGCUUGACACGGUGGAGAGCAAAGUUACAGUUCCCCAUCAUUAUCUCAUGUCAAGCUUGACACAGUGGAGAGCAAAGCCAAGAUCCCUUUGGAUCCUUUUCAUGACAGUACUAUAGAAACAGUCAGAUCUUCAGAACUAGCAGCCUAAUGAGGACAUGGGAUCUUUGAAUUAACAAUGAGUUCUAUUAGUAUUUGAUUACAGAAAAAAUUAUGACAUGUAUUUGGUCUUUUUUUCUUCCUCUUCAUGUGAUUUAUUUGGCAAAAUGUACUUUUUUUGUAAGUUACUGUUAAUGCUGCACUUUACAUAUGCACCAACAGAGGGCAGACUCCGGCAGUAUCAGUGGCUGGCAUUGAUUCACAGUCAGUCCCAUCUCUCUGAAGAUGAUGCAGAUUUUAUAUGUAAAUCUAACUGAUUUGUCAAAGAUCUGAACAGAUGUUUUAAAUGUUAUUUGGAUGCAAACUGUCACUUUAAAGUUGUGAAAAUUAAGAUCACUACAUUUUAAACUAUCUAGGUUUGGUCUUCAGGGGAAGUAGUAGGAAGGUUGGUUUGAGGUUAAAGGUUAAAGGCUGACCCCUGGAAUGAAGUGUCUGUGCCGCUGUAGAGAGACCGGUGCUUUUUCAAAGGUGUUAUAAUUAUUAUAUUAUUUUGUUUUCUUUCUUUUAUGGCUUCUGUGGAAAUUGAACAUUUUGGAAAUGUGUUGUUUAUUAGACAUUUUUUGUUGAUGAUGCUGUAAUUAUAAAACAUAUCUGACUGGGAUGAACUUUAAUAUAUGUUGUUGGUUUUGA